AUGUCCAAACAAACUUCUUUAAUUAAUAAGCCUGAAACGGCUGAUAUGGUCGAAUUAGCCCAUGGCCUUAAAAAAGUUGAAUGGAUUCCUGAUACUAGAUUUCCACUUUGUGGUACUUUUAUUGUUCAUUUGGAAGAUCAUACAUUCGGAUCACUAAUUCGAACUAAACUGAGCAAGGAUGAUCGUGUUACAUUUGUAGGUUAUCGUAUGCCUCAUCCUCUUGAAAAUAAGCUUGAAAUCAGAAUUAGAACAAAAACUGACAACCCGUUUACUGUAAUAUUAAGCGCAAUUACUAAUAUAAGGAACAAUUUAUCGCAUUUGAGGAAUAUAUACAUGGUAAUUAAUUACUUUUAUACUAUCAUAUAUAUUGAUUAA
Theileria annulata is the source of this 375-nucleotide messenger RNA. RefSeq names its product DNA-directed RNA polymerase II, putative. The transcript is spliced from 3 exons. Gene Ontology annotation, cellular component: RNA polymerase II, core complex. Lineage: Eukaryota; Apicomplexa; Aconoidasida; Piroplasmida; Theileriidae. Gene Ontology annotation, molecular function: DNA binding; protein dimerization activity. Gene Ontology annotation, biological process: transcription by RNA polymerase II. The record is from RefSeq and is a predicted model, not a curated record. Bases 1 to 375 code for a protein of 124 amino acids.